AUGGCCCAGGCUAGCAUACUUAUCUUAAUUUCCUUUCUCAACUUCUCCCUAUCAUGCCCACUCCCAAACACACCUGGCGAGCACCCCUACACUCCGAGCCACCUUUCCCACUCUUGCCGUCCCGUGGAGUGGCCCAGUCCGGGCGUUCUACCGGCGAAAUACGCCUUGAUACAGUCAGACUGGGGGUUGUGGAGAGGGGGUCGAGGUGGCACUGUGCCCGUCCCAAAUCCCCUCUGCUCUUCCAUCCACCACACUUUUCCCUUUGGCCGGAGUCAUGUCGACCGCUCACGGUCGAUUGGCUCGGCUGGUAGUUGUCCUGACAGACAGGCAAUCAGGCGGGCAGGUAUCUGCGUUUGGGGGCGCCACCUUUUGGGGGCUGCACAUCCACUCGCUUUUGACGGCCUGGCUGUCAAGAUAAGCCAGACAGGGAGUACAGAGUUCGUGCUGCUUGAACCGUUGGCACAGCCCACUCAAUUUGCCAGGCUAAAAUGGGCUUGA
Molecule: messenger RNA, 498 nt
Organism: Protopolystoma xenopodis
Lineage: Eukaryota; Metazoa; Platyhelminthes; Monogenea; Polystomatidea; Polystomatidae
Source: the annotation of a GenBank genome assembly